CCCUGCCUUCAUGGAGCUUGCCAUCUAGUGGCGAAACAGACAAGUAAACAAGUACAAUAAGCUGUGAUGUUGGGGUUUUAGCUGGGGUCUGAAGGAGUGAGAUCAGUCAAGCUGCAGGUAAUGGAAACCAUCCUUCCUUUUUCUGUUGCCACCAGAGUGUCCUCCAGUUCUUCCCCACCUGAAUCCCUGUUGCUAUGGAGACCUCCAAUGGGACUGAGACCUGGUAUCACAGUCUGCACGCUGUUCUGAAGGCUCUAAAUGCCACUCUUCACAGCAACUUGCUCUGCCGGCCAGGGCCAGACAACCUGACUGAGGAGCGGCGGGCUAACCUUCCCGGCCGCGAUGACAACUCCUACAUGUAUAUUCUCUUCGUCAUGUUCCUAUUUGCUGCCACUGUGGGCAGUCUCAUCCUGGGAUACACCCGCUCCCGCAAAGUGGACAAGCGCAGUGACCCCUACCAUGUGUACAUCAAGAACCGUGUGACUGUGAUCUGAUGUUAGGAACUAGGGUGGCUGAAGAUCAAGACAGCCGGGGAUUGUCUUCUGGGGCCUCCAGAACUCAGCCAUGGAUCACAUCAGGCCUCUGUUCCUUUCUGUAAGAUCAACAAGAAACAGUGCUAGGGGAUGCCAUCACUGGGCUGGGAGGAGAGGGGCUUUUUUCCAUCAAAGAUAGACUUGAUAGACAGUGGGAACUAUGGACAAUCAUGUAGAAGUAGCAAAAGAUAAUAACCGAUGACUGGUCCUGUGGCUGGAGUAUUGGGGGCUGGGGUUUUGGACUUGAGGAAGGAGAAAAGGAAGUUGCAGCGGAGGGAAAUAAAACAAGAAGAUGUACUGAGGACA
Messenger RNA from Myotis brandtii (Brandt's bat), 839 nucleotides. Its product is annotated as potassium voltage-gated channel subfamily E member 3. Gene Ontology annotation, molecular function: voltage-gated potassium channel activity involved in ventricular cardiac muscle cell action potential repolarization; potassium channel regulator activity; delayed rectifier potassium channel activity. Gene Ontology annotation, biological process: regulation of heart rate by cardiac conduction; regulation of ventricular cardiac muscle cell membrane repolarization; membrane repolarization during action potential. Bases 195 to 494 code for a protein of 99 amino acids. Gene Ontology annotation, cellular component: membrane. Lineage: Eukaryota; Metazoa; Chordata; Mammalia; Chiroptera; Vespertilionidae. The transcript has a single exon. The record is from RefSeq and is a predicted model, not a curated record.